Molecule: messenger RNA, 513 nt
Organism: Brettanomyces bruxellensis
Lineage: Eukaryota; Fungi; Ascomycota; Pichiomycetes; Pichiales; Pichiaceae
Exons: 3
Coding region: 1-513 (170 amino acids)
Biological process (GO): nucleosome assembly; negative regulation of DNA recombination; chromosome condensation
Cellular component (GO): nucleosome; nucleus
Molecular function (GO): nucleosomal DNA binding; double-stranded DNA binding; structural constituent of chromatin
Source: RefSeq, a predicted model, not a curated record
AUGGCCACAGCAAAAACUGCCAAAACAACCUACAAGGACAUGAUUGUGUCAGCCGUUACAGGCUUGAAGGAAAGAAAUGGCUCAAGCCGUCAAGCUCUGAAAAAGUUCAUUAGGGCUAACUUCGAUGUCAACCCAACCAACUUUGACUCCCAGUUCAACAUGGCCAUCAAGAGAGGUGUUGCUGCUGAAUAUUUGCUUCAGCCAAAGGGACCUUCUGGACCAGUGAAGGUGAACAAGACCGUUAUUAAGCCUAAAAAGGCUGUUAAGAAGGCUCCUGUGAAAAAGGAAGCAAAGAAGGAAGUUAAGAAGGAAACCAAAAAGACCAAGCCUGCACACAAGAAAAUUGUCAAGAAGGCUGUUGCCAAGAAACCGGCAGCACACAAGAAGACUUCAAAGAGAGCACCAAAGAAGGCUGUUGGAACGAAAAAGGCUUCAACGAAAAAGGCUAAAACCACAAAGAAGGUUUCUAAGAAGUCUUCGAAGAAGACCAAGAAGGCACCAAAGAGAAAGUGA